This is a messenger RNA of Molossus molossus (Pallas's mastiff bat), 780 nucleotides long. It is a transcript of the gene CUNH4orf51, whose product is annotated as chromosome unknown C4orf51 homolog. Lineage: Eukaryota; Metazoa; Chordata; Mammalia; Chiroptera; Molossidae. The record is from RefSeq and is a predicted model, not a curated record.
AUGGCACACUUCUUCUACUUGACUCCUCAGAUCCUUCUGCCCUUUAGCCCUCUUACGCCUCAGGAGUUUGAUCUGAUCAGACGCAAGGCCGGGGCAUCUUGGCGGAACGAAACAAGAUGGUCAGACUCUUCUCUAACCACAUACUCGGGCAGUUACCGGAAAAAAGAACGGGAUAAAUCCACCUGUGGCCGAUUUCCUUUGGAAGCAGGACAACACCGGCCAGAGUGUCACCAGAUGUCAUCACCAAAGGGCUCUGCCUACAACCCCACACUCAGCAAGGCUGGUCCCCAAGGUACCCCAGGCGUCAAAGGACUAUUCCCUCACAUAACCAGUUCCUUUGAAAAGCCCCUUAGUGUCAAGCACAGAGUGGCACACCAAAUUCUGUUUGGUGAUUUUUCUCCUGCGCCUCCAAAUUAUGGAAGUCCAUAUGGGAGAACUAGGAGGCCAACAUUCCAGAGCCUGCUGAGUUACAAUCAGAAAAGGGAAGACUUCUGGAAAGCGCUCCAGUUGUUCGGGAAACAAGCCAUGAAGGGGAUUGGAGUUUUUCCUUUACUGUCCCAAUUUCCAUCAGUGAUGCCCGUGAUUUUUUGGGUCCUGCCUCUUGCGAAAAAGGCAUUAGGUUCUCCGCCUGUCCUUCCUUCUGGGUGCCUCGCAUCCUGGGCACACUCUCUUCGUGUGGCUGCCUGGCACCCGACAUCUACUGUCCCUGCCCCUGACAUGGCCCUCCAAGCAGGGGCUGUCCCGCCCGAUCAGACUUUCCCAAAGCCCAGUCAUCUUUAG